Molecule: messenger RNA, 3489 nt
Organism: Anopheles aquasalis
Lineage: Eukaryota; Metazoa; Arthropoda; Insecta; Diptera; Culicidae
Product: fibrillin-2-like
Source: RefSeq, a predicted model, not a curated record
AUGGAACGGCUUGUAAGUGCUGCAGUGCUAGUGCUCUGGUUGGGGGUGAUCGUGCUGAAAUGCCAAUCGACGCUGGCUGUUGGGAAACUGUGCUACGAAGAGGAAAAAGUGCCCAAGUUGGUAGCAAACACAACACCGCUCAUGCUUUAUGGUGAAACCUCUUACUAUUGCAUGUUCACCGAGUACUCGAUCCGUGUUCCGGUGCUAACGGAUCAAGUAAACUGUUCUCUUAAUUACGAGGUUCAGAAGAAGCCCACAUGCUGCGAAGGAUAUCAUUCGGUUGGUUCCGAGUGUCUGCCCACGUGUCGAUUGAAAUGCAUCUUCGGUGAAUGUAUUGCACCGGAUACGUGCGAGUGCUACAGCGGUUACCAGAGUGUAGGCGACCAUCGGUGUGAACCGGUCUGCGAGACGCCCUGUGAGAAUGGCCAAUGUGUAGCACCAAACGUGUGUCUCUGCGAAGAAGGGUACGAGCGCGAUGGCAGUACCGGGUUGUGUCGCCGGAAGUGCGACCGGGCGUGCAGAUUCGGACGCUGCGUCGAUGAUAUCUGCCAGUGUGAUGAAGGCUACCGUCCGGAUCCGGCCGAUGGGAAUGUCUGUGUACCGCAGUGUGACGAACAAUGCCAGCACGGAACGUGCAUUUUACCGAACGUUUGCCAGUGUGAGGCUGGAUACGCACCGUCCAUCGAUUCCAAAUUUAUCUGCUUGCCUGUUUGUGCGGAUGGAUGCUACAACGGGAAAUGCGUCGGUCCAAAUGAAUGCGCUUGCCACGAGGGCUACGAGCUGGAUGAAGAGAACCGAUGUGUUCCUAUAUGUGCGCAGCCGUGCCCCGGUGGCCAGUGUGUAGCACCUGGGCGAUGCAGUUGCCCCGAGGGCUUCAGUCCCAGCGAAGAGCAUGGGUUCGCCUGUGUGCCAACCUGUGCGGAACCUUGCCAGAAUGGCGAUUGUGUAGCGAUUGAUACCUGCCUGUGCCACAGGAACUAUCGCGUGCGCAAUGAGAGCACACCACACAUCUGCGAACCGGAAUGCCCUGCCGGAUGUGGAAAUGGCCAGUGUAUCGGACCGGGGGUAUGCCAGUGUACCGAAGGGUUCCGCUACAACGAAACCAUCGGUAUCUGUCAGCCGCACUGUUCGGAACCGUGUAGGAAUGGAGUAUGCAUCGGUGGCAACCAGUGCCAGUGCUACGAAGGUUAUCAGCUGGAUCCGAGGACAUCGGGCACCUGUGUACCAGAGUGCCCGAAGCCGUGUGUCCACGGGUUGUGUGUCUCACCAGGCGUCUGCGAGUGUAAAAAAGGUUACGUGAAGAGCGAAAACAGCCGGAACGUGUGCGAGCCCAAGUGCUCCAAUGGUUGCUCCAAUGGUCGCUGCGUUGCUCCGGAUCACUGCGAGUGCCACAAAGGCUACUUCGCUACUACCAACUCAAUAAACUCGAAAGCCUCCAUCUGCACACCGUACUGUCGCAACAAGUGCGUCAACGCGUACUGCAUUCGGCCGAACGUGUGCCAAUGUUUGGCCGGCCACCGGUUUGCCGAGAACAGUACCAACGUGUGCGAACCGAUCUGUGAUGAGCAGGUCGUGGAUUGUAGCCACGGGCGCUGCACGCAGCCUAAUGUUUGCGAGUGUGGCGAUGGCUAUACGCUCGGUAUCCGCCAGGGCAAGAUGAUCUGUGAACCGGUGGCGUGCGGUGAACGGUGUGUCAAUGGGUACUGCGUCGAGGAAGGGCGCUGCGAGUGUCAUCCAGGAUAUAGACGGUCGGACCAUUUCGAGACCAUCUGCGAACCGGUCUGUUCGGGUGGUUGCCAGAACGGGGUUUGCAUUGCACCGAAUCGGUGCGUCUGCCUGGAAGGAUAUCAGCACGAUCCGGAAACGGGUCGUUGCGAGCCGGUCUGUGAUCCACAGGUGGUCGAUUGCCAAAAUGGCGAAUGUUUCGGACCCGAUCGCUGUCAGUGUCACGAUGGGUACUACCUACAUCUGCCAGGAAACGGUGAACCUCGGCAGUGUUUAGCGGACUGCAAAGGUGGAUGCAACAAUGGGCGUUGCGUGGGACCGGGCCGGUGUCUGUGCCAGGAUGGGUAUGAGUAUAGCUCGGAGACAAAUCACUGCGAACCGAUUUGCAACUCAGAGUGCAUUCAUGGUGACUGUGUCGAACCGAACAUCUGCCGCUGCCACGAAGGAUAUUAUCAGGACGAAAGCGAAUCCGAAGAAAUGGUGAUGGGACACCAAUGUGUUCCCGACUGUAAUCCAAAUAUCGUCGACUGCACUUACGGUAUCUGUGGAGCUCCGAACUUUUGCCGUUGUUUCGAUGGUUACUAUCCAACGCUGGACAACGAGACAGGGAUACAGACGUGCGAAUUACUACCAGAACCGGUCGAUUGUAGUAAAGAUAUAAUUAUCUACGAGGUUGAGAACCAGACGAAGGAGUGUGUUUGUGAGGAGAAGGCCGCGUGUCCCAUCCUUAGCUGUCCGGUAAUUCGCUCACCGGAACCACCUGCAUGCAACGUCACCUGUCCUCCAUCGCCACCUCCACCAACACCAUGUCCGCCGGUCGUCUGUCCUACUGUUCCACCAACGAAACCUACCACAGCCAGAAGUCCACCAGCAACGUGCCCAACGGCACCACCCUGUCCGGAGAAAAUCUGUCCAACACCGGCACCACUCGUUUGCCCAACAACUCCCGAACCACCACCAGUGGAUGAACCUGUUGUGUGCGAUGAGCUGUACGUGAAUUGUGCGAACGGAGAUUGCAUCGAGAACAAUGUUUGCGCCUGUCACUAUGGUUAUCAGCUUGCGGUCACUCCGGAAUCGAUUGUCUACUGCCGUCCGGUGUGUAGUGAAGACUGUACGAACGGUAUCUGUACCGAGCCGGAAGUGUGCGUCUGUUUGCCGGGCUACACCGAAACGUUCGAUGGCCGAUGUGAGGCUUACUGUGAUGAGACGUGCCCAACCGGAGCCUACUGUGCCGAACCGAACGUCUGCCGCUGUAUGGAAGGAUACACGGAGGACUUGGAGGGCGUGUGCCAUCGGGACUGUCAACCUGAUUGCAUCGAUGGCACCUGUCUCGAUGGGCGCUGCUACUGUGACGAUGGAUUCGUGCUGCGCAACGACCACAUCUGUCUAGCGGCCAUCGAGCGAACACAUGAAGCGAACCGCAUCUUGCAGCGCCUCUCCGAAGAUGACGAUGUGUACGAUGAUGAAUGGGCGGAUGGACAGGAUCACACCGAACCGCAGCAGGAUUGUAAUGAAGGGUUUCGCUACGUUCCGGAAACUCGAGAAUGUAUCUGUGACUCGGGAGUAAUCACCUCGGAGCGAGCUUGUGUAGUUUUACCAUCGGGUGAGAGUGUCGAGCUGCUCGAUCAGAGUACCGAUUUGGGGAGUACUGAGCCAGUAACGGGGUUUAUGGAUGAUUCCGGUAGCACUAUCCCGCAUGCUAGCGUGAUAACAUUGAUUGCUAUAUCUUAUUUGCUGCAUCGUAUGCUCCAGUACCGGUACUAA